Molecule: messenger RNA, 6275 nt
Organism: Balaenoptera acutorostrata (minke whale)
Lineage: Eukaryota; Metazoa; Chordata; Mammalia; Artiodactyla; Balaenopteridae
Gene: ADCK5
Product: aarF domain containing kinase 5
Exons: 14
Coding region: 4499-6127 (542 amino acids)
Source: RefSeq, a predicted model, not a curated record
GGCAGCCUGGAGAGCAGGCCUGGGCCAGGCUCUGCGCGGCUAUCCGAGGUCUGCCAGAGGGAUGUUUAUCCCAGGAGAGGGAGUGAGGAGUCAGCGCUGGGAAUGAUGAGCUGCAGCCAGAGCUCCUGCUGCACUGCUGGCUCCUCAGAGAACAACAGAAAACUGUUACGGGGACUGUGGUGAGGGGCGGUUACUUCUCUGGCCGUGCCCCCUCUGCUUCGGCCGUGUGUGCGGAGGCUGUGGGCUCUGGUCCUCAGCUUCCCUCCCAGAGCCCCUGCUGGUGGGGGACAGCGGUUAGGGGGCUGCGGGCGCAGCUGGGGCCUCGUGCCUUGAAUGAUUCAGGUUCAGCAUCCUCUCGUAAAAGAACUGUAUGUUUUAAUGUGAUCAUGAUGUGUAAACUUAUCUGUCAGCUAGGUGACUUGACUUUCCUCACCAGACCCUUCCUACUAAUGGCUCAGGGGACAGUGGGCUCCGCCCUGUGGCUGUCAGGACCUGCCACCUGGGGAAGGAAAGGGUGACGACUGGGGAAGCGGUUUGACUUGGGCUCCACCCCCAGAUUCGCCAGGCGUUUCUGCUGUGGACCAUGUGAGGAAAUAUGUGUGAAACUCCCACCGUCAGAAAUGCCCACCUUUUGUUGAACACCUGUUAGGUGCCAGACCCUGAGCAAGGUACUUUAUUUCUACCAUGUUUCACCUUUACAGCCUGGCAAGGUGUCAGCGGGGAGUCGCCCCCAGGCAGAGGGUAAAGGUUGGUGAGGCGGGCAGGCUGGGCCUGUGUUGCUGCAGCGCAGCGCUCGGCCCUCGUGGGCUCUGCCCCGCUGCGCGGCACCCCGUCAGCACGAGGGAGCUGAGUUAUGUGCCGUCUGUACGCCGUUCUGUGCCAUUCCACUGGGGUCGCCAGAAAGCCGGCUGGGGCUGCGCACACUUCUCCUCUGGGCUGUCCUCAUCGUGUGCCCCUCAGGGUCUCCCUGAUGGACUCUGGUCCUUCCCCAGGGGGCAGGGCUUGGAGGAUGAGCCCUCUCUCAGGGGCGCUCUCCUUGCCCGCAGUCUUCUGCUGCUUCUAAGUCAGACAUACGCAGACCAUGCGUGCGGGGCCUCUGGGGGAGGAGGUGUGGUGCUGGGUUCAGCCGCGGGCUUGGAGCAGCUGUGCCGGGCUCUGGGUGUGGCAGCCCCUGCCAGCCCUCGCCUCAGUGUUGGCGCCCGCAGCCUCUUGACUCUGCCCCUCCAGGUCGUUGGCACGUUGGCUAGAAUAACUCAUGGAUCUGUCCUUUCUUUCCUUCUGAAUGUUAACAUCUCAGGAUAAUCAUUAUCAGUCAGCUUUGGCCAUUUUCCUUCCCUGUUUCAGGGUGCAGUCCCCAUGGGACUUUGCAGCGAGGCCCACUCUGGUGCCCGGCCGCCCCGGUAGCUGAGCGUUUCUUCAUAUCUGUAUAUAAUCCACUCCAAGCUUUUCAUAAGUUGGUCCCUGACUCAUGAUGGUUUGACUUACGAUUUUUCAACUUUAUGAUGCUGCAAAAGUGAUACACAUUCAGGAGAAACCAUGCUUCGAGUUUUGAAUGUUGAUCUUUUCCUGGACCAGCGAUGCAGGGCGGACACUCUCUCCUGAUGCUGGGCCGCGCCCCAGCAGCCCCGAGGUCACGGGGGUGCACAGCCUGUCAGGGUGCCCUGACAGCCGUUCUGUAUUCGCUUUCAAUCAAUUACAUGAGAUAAUCCACAUUUUAGUAUAAAACAGGCUUUGUGCUAGAUGGUUUCGCCCACUUGUAGGCUAAUGUGAGUGUUGUGAGCACGUUUCAGGAAAGCCAGGCUAAGCUGUGACCUUCGGUAGGUUCAGUGUAUUAAAUGCAUUUUCGACUUAUGAUAUUCUCAACUUACAAUGGGUUUAACCCUAACCCUAACCCCAUCGUAAGUCGAGGAGGAUCUGUAGUCUCUCUUCUGGGCUAAACAAACCCUUUUUUCCUUCUGAAAAAGCAGGGGGCAGCUGACGAUCUUUCAAUAUAAAUAGUUUAGUUCAGCCCAGCAAAUACGUCCUUCUUGUUAGGUGGGGUGGUCUGCAGAGCAAGGGGGGCAGGGUUGUUGGGAGGAGGGUUAGGGCAUUGGGGACCAGCGGGCAGCUUAGUGCAGUGAGGAGGGCCUGGCGGCAGGUAGCCUCAGCGUGUGCCUCCGCCUGCCCUGCACGCUGGGCUGGGCGUUGCUCGAGGGCUUUGCAGGUGUGUCAGCUCACUCACCCUCACUUCAGCAGUACAGCAGUCCCCACCUUACAGACAGGGAAACCGAGGCACGGAGGGAAGGCACUUACCCACGCCGCAUGGCUGGUAAGUGCUGGAGCCCAGAUUCCAACUCCAGCCCCGGAAGUCUGGCUCCAGGUUCUACUUGAGUCUCUGGGGCGGGGCCUUCCAGUGCCUGGUGUUGAGUGGUGUCCCUGGCCUGUACCCCCUCAAUGCCAGGAGCACCCCUCCCCCGAAUUGUGACGACUAGGAGUGUCUCCAGACAGGGCCGGGUCUGCCUGUCCUGCACCAGCUACCUCGCCUUCCCCAUGCCGCCUUCCUGACUGGACUCUGAGAGUAUAGCAGACGCAUUGCACCUUUGGCCAUGAAAACAUUUACACAUGGGACAAGCUGACAGCGUGGUCCCAGAGAGUUCAUUACCCAGAUGCCACCACCUAGAUCGACCCAUUAUUAACAUCUUGCCCUAGUGGAUCUAUUUCUAUUUGAAAAUAUAUAUUUUGUUGUCAUUAGAUCAUUUGAAAGUAAGUCACAGACAUUUUGACACAUGAUCUCUGAAUACUUCAGUGUGCAUCCCCUAAACAAGGAUAUUAUGUAACCACAGUAACCGUCAUGCCUAAAAAUCCUAAUUUUUGUGCUCCCUGGUGUCUGGGGUCCCUCAGAUGUUUCAUAGGUGCUUUCUUUAAGAUUGAGGUUUAGUCAGGGUUCAUGCUUUGCACUUGGUGCAAAGUCCUCCCACGUUUUUUCUCGUGACUUUUUUUUCUACCUUCUAAGGAAAAAUUGCAAAUAUUUACAGAAGUAGAGAGAACUGAUAAAUGACGGUGCCGGGCACCAGUAGUUCUCAAGGCGUGGAUGCUAAUGGCUUUCUGGAGAGAGACACCCCACGCUCGGGAAUUCUCAGGGUCACUGAUAACGAACGAGAAGCCCCAAGGCUGGCAGUUGCUGGCUGUUGUCAUUUCUUAUUCCGUGGGCUUGUAAUCUCGCUGAGAAGACCAGAAUCGCAGCAGAACGCUCGCUGGCCAGAGGAGCAGGCAGCUGGUGUGCGGGGUGUCCCGGCUUCGCCUCGCCGUCUUGCACGCCGGCCCUGGACCUACCCCACCCCCCACCGCCGCCCCCAGGCCACAGCUCCGCCUCGGGCUCCAGCCCCCCCUUGGUGGGUAUGUGGCCCGGCCUCCUCCCAGGCUGACCACUCCAGCGCACGCCCCCUCCCUGCAUGAAAACCCUGGGAUCCCCCCCCGCCCCCGCUACAGCUCACUUUGCUGCCCACCCUCUUCUAUCUGGGCGCCCCUCCCCACCUCUGACAUGGGCCUGUCUCCUCCCCAGCAACGCCCUUACUCUCCUGGCUCCCUCUGCCCCAGCGUCCGGGUGGAGACCCACUUGCUGCCAGGCCGCGGGAUCCCCGACGCCCUCUCACCUGGUGUGGCCCCCGUGUGCGGUGCGCGGGCCCCCCACCACUGGGGUCUGGCCUGGGACACAGCCAGGGCUGUGGGCUCCAAGAGUGGGGCCGGGCGGGCCUGCUGGAGACGGGGCCAGAGCCGGAGGAGGGCAGCAGGGGUGCGGGCAGGAGGGCUCUGGCUGUGGUCCUCGGUCGCACGUGGCCCCUCACAGGCAGGGUGUGUUUGGUGGGCGUGUGCGGUCGCAGACGCGGACUCGGGUGAGGGGCACAGGGAGAGGUCUGCACACCUCGCAGAGAGCAGGCGGGGCUGCCUGCGGGGGAGGCCCGGUGUGCGGGCGGGCGGGCCUCCCCUCCUCCCACGCCUGCUGGCACCACAAACCCUUGUCAUCCGUGUCAUCCGUGAGGUGGGAGGUGACGGGGGCCCCGCCUGCAGCCACCGUGUGUGCCACGCCCCAGGCCAGGUCGGGUCGCGCGGGCCAGGUAGGGGGGCGGCGGGGUGGACAGCGGGCUGGGCCGCCCUCUGGCACAGAAAGCCUGGGGCUCUGCAUGCCCGAGUCUGCCCGCCACUGCCUCUCUUGCCUUUGCGGGGUUUUCCUUGAGGAUCUGCACUUGCUGUGUGUGGCCUUGUGGAGUGGAACUUUCUGUCCUGUUCUCCUCUUGGGACGCCCCAGCUCUGCCGCUUCCACUUGGCCCUGCUGCAGGGCAGGCCGAAGCCCUGGCCAUCCCCCACUGCCUUCUUCAGGAGAAACCUCGGGGCACCGCCUGCAAGGUGGCCCUCGAGACCGCAGCCCCUGUGGAAGAAGGCACUCUCCGCCACAGUGCUGGGGGUGCCCCUGCUCUUCGGGGCGAGGUACCUCACGGCUGAGCCACAGGAGAGGAGGCGGAUGCGGCUUGUGGUGGACGGCGUCGGGCGCUUCAGCAGGUCUUUGAGGGUCGGCCUGCAGAUCUCCCUGGACUACUGGUGGUGCACAAAUGUCGUCCUGCGAGGGGUGGAGGAGAACAGCCCGGGGUACUUGGAGGUGAUGUCUGCAUGUCACCAGCGGGCGGCCGACGCCCUGGUGGCUGGGGCCAUCAGCAACGGGGGCCUCUACGUGAAGCUGGGCCAGGGGCUGUGCUCCUUCAACCACCUGCUGCCCCCCGAGUACAUCAAGACACUGCGGGUGCUGGAGGACCGGGCUCUCACGCAGGGCUUCCGGGAGGUGGACGAGCUGUUCCUCGAAGACUUCCGGGCCCUGCCCCACGAGCUCUUCCAGGAGUUUGACUACCAGCCCAUCGCGGCGGCAAGCCUGGCCCAGGUGCACCGCGCCAGGCUGCACGACGGCACUGUGGUGGCCGUGAAGGUGCAGUACAUCGACCUGCGGGACCGCUUCGAGGGCGACAUCUACACCCUGGAGCUCCUGCUGCAGCUCGUUGAGCUCAUGCACCCCAGCUUCGGCUUCAGCUGGGUCCUCCAGGACCUGAAGGGGACCCUGGCCCAGGAGCUGGACUUUGAGAACGAGGGCCGCAAUGCCGAGCGCUGUGCACGGGAGCUGCAGCACUUCCGCUAUGUCGUGGUGCCACGCGUACACUGGGAUGUGUCCAGCAAGCGCGUGCUGACGGCGGAAUUCUGUGAGGGCUGCAAGGUCAACGACGUGGAGGCCAUCAAGACCAUGGGGCUGGCGGUGCGGGAUAUAGCGGAGAAACUGAUCAAGGCCUUUGCCGAGCAGAUAUUUUACACAGGCUUCGUCCACUCUGACCCCCACCCUGGCAAUGUUCUGGUGCGGAAAGGCCCCGAUGGGAAGGGACAGCUGGUGCUGCUGGACCAUGGGCUGUACCAGUUCCUGGAUGAGAAGGACCGGUCAGCCCUGUGCCAGCUGUGGCGGGCCAUCAUCCUGAGGGACGAGGCUGCCAUGAAGGCGCACGCAGCUGCGCUCGGGGUGCAAGACUACUUCCUGUUCUCCGAGGUGCUCAUGCAGCGGCCUGUGCGCCUGCGGCAGCUGUGGCACUCGCGCCUGCUGAGCCGUGAGGAGGCGGCCUACAUGCAGGACAUGGCGCGGGAGCACUUCGAGGAGGUCAUGGCCGUGCUCAAGGCCCUGCCACGGCCCAUGCUGCUUGUGCUGCGCAACCUCAACACCGUGCGCGCCAUCAACACCGCCCUGGGCGCCCCAGUGGACCGCUACUUCCUCAUGGCCAAGAGGUGGGGCCCCGGGCCCCCCCACCCCAGCCCCGCGCAGCAGGAGGGGCGGGGCCGGGACCAGGAGGGGCGGGGCCAGGAGGCGGGGCUGACCGCCGGUCGGUGGUCUCCGUGCAGCGCAGUCCGGGGCUGGAGCCGCCUGGCGGGCGCCACGUGCCAGAACGUCUAUGGCGCCAGCCUCCUGCGCCACAUCAGGGUCAUCUGGGAGUCGUUCAAGUUUGAAGUGGCCCUGAGGAUGGAGACCCUGUCGAUGCGGAUCACCGCCCUCCUGGUCCGAGUCCUGGUCCACCUGGGCCUCGUGCCCAAGACCAAGGGGCUGUACGAGUUCCUGGAGACCUAGGGCCCCCCGCACGAGGAUCACAGAGCUCGCGCCACCGCAGGCUGACGGGCCGGCCAGGGCCAAGGCACAGAUGCCUAAGAAAGACCUGGGGGCACUGGAGUGACUGUGGCCUGGAGUCGGGCCUGCAAUGACCACACGCUCUUCUCAA